UGUAUUUGCAUUGUUACGUGCAUUUGAGUCCCGGCCGCCGUUUCCUCUACCGGCCUUUCCUUGUUUUGCUGUGGUGCAUCGGAGAUCUGCAUUAACACUAUUUAUAUUGUCAAUUUUCGAAAAGGAAAGGGGCGGACCAUGCGUCCUUUUCCAGAGCUGAGCUGAAAGCGACCAUGGCACAAGGGGGACGAAGGGCGAAAAGACCUUGGCACUCCCCACUCCUGCUGCUCCUUGCCAUUCCUCAUUCUCAUCUCAUGAGUGAUGGUCAUUCACAUUUCCUGAACUUUAAUCUUUCUUUUCUUCGUUUCCUUUUCCUGGAAAUUACUUUCACAGCUUUUAUACCUUCGUUAGAUCAAUAUCUUCAAGAAAGUGAUCCCGGACACGCACAGUUCACACCUCAGGGUCAGCGCCAGGAGCACCAUUCUGUCGCACGCACUCCCACUAAAAGUACAUUUUCCACUCCCUCCUCUACCGUUGCACGGCUUCCAUCAAUCUCAGGUGCGGCACCACCUCAUCCUUUACACUCAACCAUCAACUCUCUCAACACGUCGUCCUCGUACUCUCAUCCUGGCAUGCUCGGUCCUGGCACUGAUCCAGGGCUUGGACCAGCACCUCCACCAUCUCUCACACUGCCACCUCUGAGGGAGCUCGACAAGACCAUCCGACCCGAUCCCCAUAUUUCCUCUUCGGGAAUGGGCAGUAUGGGAGUGCUGCCUCGGUCGCAAGCGUCUGAUCCACAUCAUCAGCAGUACUCACAGCCACCGAGACCAGGACCACCUCCAUACAUUUAUACUCAGCAACAACAACCAGUGCAUUUCAUGCCGCACCACGCACAUGGCUCACCCUCACCUUACGGACCCGGUUCUCAGCAGUAUUUCUCGCACGAUCAUCGUAAUCGUCAGUCGUCGUCUGUAGGGUCUUUGCCAGAUCUGUAUAUGGGCUCCUCCUCGGCACCCUCGACUACAACCACAUCGAGCCUCUCAAGAGCUGACUCACUAUCGACUAUGGAGUACUUACAGGGCUCGCACCCCCAUACAAAUAUUUACGGCCUCUCUCGGCAUCAUCCUGGCAUCGCCGACAACGUAAGUACCACGAUAGGGUCAACGACCGGAAGCAGUUAUGGUUACAGUGCUGCAGGCAGUACAGGUAGCAGAGAACACAGCCUUAGUCACCAUCAUCAUCACCACCAUCAUCAGCACUCCGCAGGUCAUGGACGCGCCGACUUGGACGCGGCGGUACAUCAGCAUCAAUUGCACCAGCAGCGUCUUCAAGAACCUGUUGAUUACAGUACUGCAGGUUCAUUAUCUGCAGCGGUCAAGUUAAGAGUCAGAGGCGGAGUAGAGAUACCAAGCAUUGCCGGCGGUAGAGUAAGAUUGACCGGUAGCUCUGCUGGUUCAGAGCAACAGGGUCGGAACUCGACCAAGCGUGCGGCACAGAACCGAGCUGCACAGCGUGCAUUUCGACAGCGGAAGGAUCAGUAUGUCCGCGAGUUGGAGCGUAAAGCGGAAUUGCUGCUGCAGGCCGAAGGCAGGAUCAUGGAGCUGACUAAGCGGAAUCGUGAGCUCGAAGCGGCUUUGGAGGAUUCUCGGAGAUCCACCUCGUCGAAUUCUCCUCGACAGCCGAGGAAGUCAUCACCGAUUUCUGCUGCAGACGAGCCUUCUGAGGCUACUGAAAUGAAAGAAUCUACUGCAGUGAACGAGUUACCGACCAGUAUGGACAGCGAGCAGGAAAAGGGUGUUGAGGACCCAGAGCGCAGUCCUCAAGAGGGACACAAGUCUCAGGAGCCCUCAACACGUCCCCCAUUAAGUCGCUAUGCUUCGAUGCAGCAGCUGCAGCAGCAAGCUACACCACAUCAGCGUUCUGACUCGAAUUACGAAAUCGAAGAUAACAAUAGCAAUCCGCGCUAUUAUUUACGCCACCAUCGCUCGGAGUCGUGUCUGAGCCAAGGGAGGAGAGGAACCAAAUACGCUGACACUGGCGAUGACUGUAGUGCAGCCCAAGAGAGACACGAUGUCAGAGGCGGAUCCACGGAAUCGAGAUUUGAGAGCCCUUUGUCCACACAUGGUGCUCAGAGGAGUAACUCGCCGCAUUUUGACUGUUCCGAACCAUCAUCGCCCUCGUCUAAACAUCAAUACUCAGGCACUCAAGGUUCGUUGUUUUUGCAAAAACAGGCGCUCCUGCAUUCUAUUCCGACCAUACAAGGAGAUAGAUCUGGGUCUGCAGGCGCGACUGCGUGUCCAGACCUGUCCUCUGCAAGGUCUUGGUAUCGACAGACGGAGGACAGUGCAAAGCCCUAUUAUCCUUUGGAGACUGCAACGUUUUCGGAUCCGACUGCUCAUGGAGGUAUGGUUGCCGCAGCGUCCUCACCCAGCAAAGAAUAUAGCGACCAUCCAGGAGCUCGCGUGGCCGAGAUAGAGUACAUGUCCGACGACCGUUCCGAGUACGGAAGCGAGUACGACACGAUCGAAAAGCGGCCCAGUGACGGGUCUAUCGGCUGGCCUAGCGCCAACAGCAUUGGUGACGGAUCAAAAUCCUAUUUUUCUUCGCCACGCAGAUAUUCGAAUAUUAUGGGUGGGGAAAUUAGGAAGCAGGCUAGCUGGAACUCUUUCCAUGGCUCCCCUUCGGCAUCGGCAUCGGCAUCGGCAUCGGCAUCGGCAUCGGCAUCGGCAUCGGCAUCGGCAUCGGCAGGAGCAAGGACGGCGUCUAGUAGAUUAAGGGAGGAUAUGGAGAUGCAAGAGUCGGUCAAUCAUCACCCUCGACAGCGUCAUCUGCACCAUCGAGCAAGCACGGGCAAUGUGUCCAUCCGAGAUGGUCAGCGACGGCCGCAUGGAGGUGCGAAGCAUCACUCACAAAUGAUGAUUGAUAGUCCGAAUUCGAGUGCUUCUGAACCGAGGUUCUCGUCGUCGACACUGCCUCAAAUGACUCGUGAGCAGCAAUACUUCGCUUCUCUGGAACAACAACACCAGAGGCUUCAACAGCAGCAACAGCAACAGCAACAGCAACAGCAACAGCAACAGCAACAGCAACAGCAACAGCAACAGCAACAGCAACAGCAACAGCAACAGCAACAGCAACAGCAACAGCAACAGCAACAGCAACAGCAACAGCAACAGCAACAGCAACAGCAACAGCAACAGCAACAGCAACAGCAACAGCAACAGCAACAGCAACAGCAACAGCAACAGCAACAGCAACAGCAACAGCAACAGCAACAGCAACAGCAACAGCAACAGCAACAGCAACAGCAACAGCAACAGCAACAGCAACAGCAACAGCAACAGCAACAGCAACAGCAACAGCAACAGCAACAGCAACAACAACAACAACAGCAACAACACACAGUGCAGCAACGUGGGUUCCCACAUACGCCCGAGGACGAAUAUCCGCCUCCAGGAGGGCCCUUUGGUGGACUGGCCCGCGUACAACCUCACUCUCCACUUUACGGACCACCCCAUCAGCAUCGCCAAGGACAAGGAAAAGGGCAGGAAAAUUACAGCACGACCAGAGAACAUACAGACAACUUCGUGAGAACACAUCCUGCGGAUCUGAAUGGAUCUGAUAUGGAGGCGACUUAUGAGCAUCCUCGGAAUAGGAUCGGCCAUCAGAGCAGGAUCAGCGGCGCUGGAUGUAAUAGGGAGACGAUGAUGGGGUCGCCAUAAGGACUCAGACGGCGCGUUUGGCUUGGAGGCUUAUUUUUUAUUUUUUAAUGAACAACUUACGACUGACAUGACACUUAUACCGCCUAAUUGCUUGGCAUCUUCUCUGUUUUUAUUGUAUACUACAUACUACACAUCCUCAUGUAUCACAUCCGUUUCCGUUUGUACCACGUCCAUAUCUUCACCCUUUUUCUGAUUUGUUUCAGUAAAUUGGUUUUUCCAAAACGUGCUUUUGCUUCCUGCUAUUCGCCUACUCUGGAAUGUAAAAAA
This is a messenger RNA of Gamsiella multidivaricata, 3926 nucleotides long. RefSeq lists its product as uncharacterized. The coding region runs from base 174 to 3659 and encodes 1161 amino acids. Gene Ontology annotation, biological process: regulation of DNA-templated transcription. NCBI's taxonomy places the organism in Eukaryota, Fungi, Mortierellomycota, Mortierellomycetes, Mortierellales, Mortierellaceae. Gene Ontology annotation, molecular function: DNA-binding transcription factor activity. The record is from RefSeq and is a predicted model, not a curated record. The transcript is spliced from 2 exons.